UCACCCAAUAUGAUUAUACUGCAGUGCAUGUUGGUCCUCGAAAUGAUAUCGACAGCUUUUUGCUAUUCCCAUAUCCAGGUGUCACAGAAGCCUCAACGCAUUAUUCGGAAUUUCGGUGAAAAUGUAACCAUCACUUGUGCUUUCAGUAUUCCGUCUGAUGAUUCAGAGGUGGGUGUCUUCUGGUGGAAACUUGGCGAUAAUGCACUUCUACAUCCUAGCGCCGACGCUAGGAAACGGUAUUUUAAGAGAAAGGGCCAGGGCACCUUACUGCUCAUUGACAUCCGUCUUGAAGAUGCUGGAGUUUACUACUGCGGAGUUAAUCAAAACAGAGCGAUGAUUAGCAACGGGACUGGAACGACACUUGUUGUCUACAAUCCACCAUCUACCCCUACGAUACUUUCCAAAACACCUGAUGGAAAUUCAGACAUCUAUCUACAUCUCGUAUGUGAAACAGUUGACUUUUACCCAGCGGCGAUUACAUUCAACUGGUACAAAAAUACAAGCAAGAUUGUCACCGGGAUAAAAACAACACAGUACUUGACCGAUGCGGGGCUACAUCGAGCUUCCAGUACUCUACAGGAAUCACAGCCAAUCCAGAAAGGCACCUCUUAUAUUUGUUUGGUAUCUCACAGCGCCACCCAAAGUUCGAAAUUGUCUGUUUAUUUGGUGUCAAGUUCUACCUCAGGCAUUGACGUUAAUUUUGACAUUUUGGCGAUUGGGUGCGCAGUCAGCGGACUCGUCUGUCUCGUGCUGGGGGCCGUCAUUGGAAAGCGAUGCAAGUCACGUUCAUGCAGAGGGACAAAUCAAGAUGCACCUCGACCAUGCGAAGAAAUGACGCUGGAAGUAACCGAAGAUAGCAACUUGGGUUAUGCAGCUCUCAAUAUGUUUAGUUCGGAGAAAGGACGGACGCACAGACAACAGGAAAAUUGUACACAUUAUGCUGCAAUUAAGACAGGCAUGGAUGCAGUGCGAAAUUCGUCCACAGAAAUUUAGUAGGCAAAUGAUUUGCGAUUCCACCGGCAGAAUGUGAAUUCUUGUAGAAUCCUGAAGUGUAUUCUAGUUAAUGCUGAUACUGGUUCGUGGACUGAAUAAUAUGAAACAAAAAGCAUGGUUUUCCUUUUUUUCCGAUCUGUUAAACGAUGUAAUAAUGAUAAUUUUCUUGAUUCAUUUAUAAUGUACUGUUACUUGAACUUGCAUUAUGUGUAUUUCUGCAUCACUCAACCAAAGCAAUGUAACAAGUAUUGUGAAGAACUGAUACUUUAAGGGAUCAUGUUGUAUAUUUGGGUGCAGUAUGAUCACAUGUUAUUCCAUUCAAAAUGU
This is a messenger RNA of Rhincodon typus (whale shark), 1320 nucleotides long. RefSeq names its product tyrosine-protein phosphatase non-receptor type substrate 1-like. The coding region runs from base 10 to 993 and encodes 327 amino acids. The record is from RefSeq and is a predicted model, not a curated record. The transcript is spliced from 6 exons. Lineage: Eukaryota; Metazoa; Chordata; Chondrichthyes; Orectolobiformes; Rhincodontidae. Gene Ontology annotation, cellular component: external side of plasma membrane. Gene Ontology annotation, biological process: immune response; negative regulation of T cell proliferation; T cell costimulation.